Molecule: messenger RNA, 591 nt
Organism: Trichechus manatus latirostris (Florida manatee)
Lineage: Eukaryota; Metazoa; Chordata; Mammalia; Sirenia; Trichechidae
Product: SIGLEC family-like protein 1
Exons: 5
Coding region: 1-591 (196 amino acids)
Biological process (GO): cell adhesion
Cellular component (GO): plasma membrane
Molecular function (GO): sialic acid binding
Source: RefSeq, a predicted model, not a curated record
AUGGUGCUUCCUCUGCUACAGUUGGCACCCGCCAGGCUGCUCAAUUCCUCAUGUUCCGUGGAGAAGACGCUGCAGUGCAGCUGUUCCUUCCAUGGGAUUCCCACACCCUCCGUGAAGUGGUGGAUGGGAGAUGUUCCUGUGGGUGUGAACAGCAUGGAUAACAUCCUCCAGGUGACUUCCACCAUGCUUGGCCCCUGGGCCAACAGCACCAUCAGCCUGACCAAGGACCCAGAAACUGGGACAAGCCUUCUUUGUGAGGGGAAGAACAAAAAUGGAACCCAUGCUUUGAGCAUCCUACUAAUGUCAAAAAAGAGUUCUUUUGCUCCACAAACAUUCAUGAACGGGCUGCUCCAGGGUGUUAUGUACGGAGUCAUUGCAACCACACUGCUCUUCUUCUGCCUUAUCCCCUUCAUAGUGAAGUAUAUCAGGAUGAAACGGGCAAAGAGAAUUGCAGAGGUCAAAACAAAAAAGAGCCCUGAAGUCAGAGCAUGCCAAGAACCCACGAUGUCUCAGAAGCCUGAAGAAUCAGAAAAAUCCGUAAUCACCCCAUCUUCUGACAGCCAGAUAUUGGAAAAGCAAGAUAAACUAUAG